Messenger RNA from Gymnodraco acuticeps, 1134 nucleotides. It is a transcript of the gene dhdh.2, whose product is annotated as dihydrodiol dehydrogenase, tandem duplicate 2. Lineage: Eukaryota; Metazoa; Chordata; Actinopteri; Perciformes; Bathydraconidae. Gene Ontology annotation, molecular function: nucleotide binding. The transcript has 7 exons. Bases 74 to 1078 code for a protein of 334 amino acids. The record is from RefSeq and is a predicted model, not a curated record.
UAGUGUCGGUGGGCGUGUCGUGUCUUGCACUGUCCCGGUCCGGGUGCAUGCAGGAACAUUCUACUCGUCCAACAUGGCAACCAGGUGGGGAAUCUGCAGCGCGGGGAAGAUCAGUCAUGACUUCACUGUGGCUCUGAAGACCCUUCCUCAUGAAGACCACCAGGUUGUGGCUGUGGCAGCUCGUAAAUUAGAGGAUGCACAGCAGUUUGCCACAAAGCACAGCAUCUCCCGAGUUUACGGCAGCUAUGAGGAGCUGGCCAGAGAUCCAGACAUAGAUGUUGUGUACAUUGGAGUUAUCCACCCCUACCAUCUGAGCACUUGCCUCCUCUUCACAAAUGCCAAGAAGAACGUGCUGUGUGAGAAGCCGCUGGCCAUGAACACCAAGGAGGUGAAGGAGAUCCUGUCCUCUGCCAAGAGGAAUGAUGUCUUUCUCAUGGAGGCUGUAUGGACCAGAUUCUUCCCAGCCUCAGUGGAGAUCAGGCGGCUGGUGGACCAGGGGGAGGUGGGAGAGGUGAAGAUGGUGAGGUCGGAGUUUGGCGUGCCGUUAUCGCACGUGCCGAGGUCGGGUCAGAAGGAGCUGGGCGGAGGAGCAAUUCUAGACAUCGGCAUCUACUGCCUGCAGUUCAUAUGCAUGGUGUUCAACGGAGAGAAGCCGGAGAGCAUCCAGGCCAUGGGGGUCUGUCUGGAGACAGGAGUGGAUGAGACUGUGGUUGUCACUCUGAAGUUCUCCAGAAACAGGAUGGCCGUGUUCUCCUGCUCCUCAGGUGUCAAGCUGCCCAAUGACGCCAUUAUUGCGGGCACAAAGGGAAACAUCAGGAUCCCUGACCACAUGUGGUGCCCCACGUCAUUAGAGGUGAAUGGGAAGGAGACCCAGUACCCAGUGCCAGAGCCUUAUCUGCCCCUCAACUUCCUCAACAGUACAGGGAUGCGUUACGAGGCAGAGGAGGUCCGGCAGUGUUUGCUCAAAGGGCUGAAGGAGAGUGCAGUAGUCUCCCAUGCUGACUCUCUGCUGCUGGCUGAGUUGGAGGAUGAGAUUCGCAGGCAGGUGGGGGUCGUGUACAGCCAGGACAGCAAGUAAAUGCUCAAAACGUGAAUCUGGAUAUAUUGACCUUGUUGAAUAAAUGGUUAUUUAUG